Molecule: messenger RNA, 1044 nt
Organism: Camellia sinensis
Lineage: Eukaryota; Viridiplantae; Streptophyta; Magnoliopsida; Ericales; Theaceae
Source: RefSeq, a predicted model, not a curated record
UUUUACAUGGUAUCAGAGCUAUAGGUUAAGCUCUUGGUGCUCUUCGCCUUCUGGCGGGCGGCAACUUUGCCUUAACCACCCGCCAGACCUCAACCAAUUGAAACCUCUAACACAUACCUUCUCUCCAAUCACCGCCAAUAACCACUGCAGCAACUCACACCACCUUCUCAAGCUUUUCUUUCUACUACUGUUUAGUUCAGUCUCUAAAGGGAGAGAAAAACAGAGUUCUAGAGAGAAAAACAGAGCAACAAUGGAGGGUAAGGAAGAGGAUGUGAAGCUUGGAGCUAACAAGUUCACAGAGAGACAACCAAUAGGCACAGCAGCUCAGACAGACAAGGACUACAAGAAGCCACCACCAGCUCCCUUGUUUGAGCCAGGGGAGUUGAAAUCAUGGUCCUUUUACAGGGCUGGGAUUGCAAAGUUCAUGGCCACUUUCCUCUUCUUAUACAUCACUCUUUUGACUGUCAUGAGUGUUGUUAGGGCACCUACCAAGUGUGCCUCUGUGGGUAUUCAAGGGAUUGCUUGGGCUUUUGGUGGUAUGAUCUUUGCCCUUGUCUACUGCACUGCUGGUAUCUCAGGAGGACAUAUUAACCCAGCAGUGACCUUUGGAUUGUUUCUGGCAAGGAAGCUGUCCCUAACAAGGGCUGUUUUCUACAUAGUGAUGCAGUGCCUUGGUGCCAUAUGUGGCGCUGGUGUUGUCAAGGGCUUCCAGCCAUCUAUCUAUCAGGCAAAUAAUGGUGGGGCCAAUUUUGUGGCACAUGGUUACACCAAGGGUGAUGGCCUUGGUGCUGAGAUUGUUGGCACCUUUGUCCUUGUCUACACUGUCUUCUCUGCCACUGAUGCCAAGAGAAAUGCCAGAGACUCCCAUGUCCCUCUUUUGGCUCCUCUUCCAAUUGGGUUCGCGGUGUUCUUGGUUCAUUUGGCCACCAUCCCCAUCACAGGAACUGGCAUCAAUCCAACCAGAAGUCUUGGAGCUGCAAUCAUCUUCAACAGGGAUCAUGUUUGGGAUGACCAUUGGAUCUUCUAGGUUGGACCCUUCAUUGG